Messenger RNA from Cuscuta epithymum, 3117 nucleotides. NCBI's taxonomy places the organism in Eukaryota, Viridiplantae, Streptophyta, Magnoliopsida, Solanales, Convolvulaceae. The record is from the annotation of a GenBank genome assembly.
UGUCGGUUUUGGUCAAUUUAAGCAAAUUUCAAAAUGCAAACCUGAGUUCUAAAUCAAACAGCUCAGUCUAUUCAAGUUUAUUUGUUUGGAUCAUUUGGAGUGGUCGAUUCAUAUAGAUCAUUUAUCAAUCAGUGUGGGCACCUUAUCUAUUCAUCAACGCUCAACAAACUCUGUUUUUUCGCAGAAUUUAAAGUUGAUUAAUACUCCCUCUCCAGUUGCUGCGAUAGAACAGAGUAAAAGUUAAAUCCCGCCCCCACACGAACCAACCGGCGAGAAAGAGAAGUUUACCAUAACGUUUCUCUUCAUCUUCUCCAUUCAUAUAUAUAAUCUUGGUCGGAGAAUCAGGAUGAAAGAUACCAUCUUCAUUUUUUGAUGUGAUUGGUGAUACGGUCUAUCUCUCUCAACUAUUUUCCGAAUCUUGAGCUCCAGAGCAGUUUCACUUCGCUGCGCGCUCAAUUUUAACUGGCAAAGCUAUCUUCCCGGCGGAGGUGACGGACAUUAUGGAGAACAGUGGCGAUUGCAGUACAAUGGACGGGUGGCUGUAUCUGGUGCGCUCCAAUUCGAUUGGGCUUCAGUACUCCCGCAAAAGAUACUUCGUUCUGAAGGAUCACUUCCUCAACAGUUACAAAUCCAUACCCGUCUCCAAACUCGAGGAUCCGGUCAGAAGUGCAGUUAUUGAUUCCUGUAUUCGGGUGACAGACAAUGGGAGAGAGAACAUAAAAAGAAGGGCCAUUUUUGUUUUCUCUCUUUACAAUACUUCAAAUCAUAACGAUCAGCUCAAGUUGGGAGCAACCAGUCCUGAGGAAGCAGCGAGAUGGAUUCAGGCUAUUCAAGAAGCAGCUUUGAAGGCAGAAACAAAUCGGGGGGAUGCGUUGGAUUUCCCGAUGCAUGGGUCACAAUAUUUAAGGUAUCAUCGCCCAACUUCAGUUGACUGGGCUUAUUUUUCACCAUCAACCACAGAUGCAAGAUCCGAUGUUGUUGCAUCCUCUUCUUGGACAAUCUUUGGUUGUCAGAAUGGACUACGGCUAUUUAAAGAAACUAAAGACAGGGGAUCUCAAAAGAGGUGGGAUGACCAUCCAGCAAUAAUGGCUGUUGGAGUAGUUGAUGGAACAUCAGAGGCAAUUUUUCAAACGCUCAUGUCCCUUGGUCCUUCAAGAUCAGAGUGGGACUUUUGUUUAUACAAGGGCAGUAUGAUUGAACAUCUGGAUGGUCAUACAGAUAUAGUUCAUAAGUGUCUGCAUCGUGAUUGGCUUCCUUGGGGAAUGAAGAGAAGAGAUCUUCUUCUGCAGCGCUAUUGGAGAAGGGAGGAUGACGGGACGUAUGUCAUUCUGUACCAUUCUGUAUUUCACCAGAAGUGUCCUCCUCAAACCGGAUAUGUCCGUGCCUGCCUUAAAAGUGGUGGAUAUGUAAUAUCACCCAUGAAUCAAGGGAAGGCCUCAGUUGUUAAGCACAUGCUUGCUAUUGAUUGGAAAUCCUGGAAAACUUAUAUACAAACAUCAUCAGCUCGGUCUAUAACUAUACGCAUGCUAGGAAGACUUUCUGCUUUACGGGAGCUAUUUAAGGCAAAAGUUGGAGAAUAUUCGACAUCUGAUUCCUCGGGAGAACUGAUUAGAGGAAGAAGAUUGCAUAAAAUUGAUGAGGACAGUGAAGCCCAAACAACAUUAGAGAGGAAGCAUAAGGAAGACAUGGAAGAAGUUGUGAAGGCACCAUCUGAACAUGCAAGCCUCAUGGGGUUAAAUGAUGCAUCGGAUGAGUUUUUUGAUGUCCCUGAACCACUAGAUACUGAACAAUCUGGAAAUGGUUGGCCUUCUGACUUUGGACUGGAAAUGUGCUCUCAGGAUACACGACAUACAAAAGUGUCACCUGCUGCUGUUUUUGUGAAGAAACUGCAUGAUCUUGCAGUUCAAAAGAAGGGUUAUGUCGACCUGCAUGAGAUGGUAAAGGAAGAUUGUUUGUUAUGCAACUAUGGAUCCACCCUUCCAAAGGAUCCAAGCUGUAGUUUGCCUUGCAGUUGGACCGAAGCAGAUCCCUCAACUUUUCUAAUUCGUGGAGAGACUUAUUUAGAUGAUCGUAAGAAGAUUAAAGCAAAAGGCACAUUGAUGCAAUUGGUCGGUGCAGAUUGGUUGAAAUCUGAUAAACGAGAAGAUGAUCUAGGUAGUCGGGAAGGGAGCAUAGUUCAGAAAUAUGCUGCAAAGGGUGGGCAAGAAUUCUUCUUCAUCGUCCACAUACAGGUCCCUGGAUCAACAACAUACAGUCUUGCUUUAUACUAUAUGAUGGAUACUCCUUUAAAAGAGGCACCUUUGCUGAAAAGCUUUGUAGAAGGAGACGAUGCUUAUAGGAAUUCAAGGUUCAAGCUUAUACCUUACAUAUCCAAGGGAUCCUGGAUAGUCAAACAGAGUGUUGGGCGAAAAGCUUGCCUCAUAGGGCAGGCGUUAGAGGUGAAUUACUCUCGUGGGAAGAACUACUUGGAGCUUGGAGUAGAUGUUGGUUCAUCCACAGUUGCAAGGGGUGUGGUUGGCCUUGUUCUUGGCUGCCUAAACAAUCUUGUUAUUGAAAUGGCAUUUCUCAUACAGGCCAAUACAACAGAUGAGCUUCCAGAAUACCUCAUUGGAACCUGCCGUCUAAACCAUCUGGAUGCGUCUAAAGCUGUUCCCUUGAACCAUUGAUUAUUCUUUUUUAUUAUUAUGAUCAUAAGAAUAUAAGAUGUUAAAUUUUUUUGGAUUUUUUCACAUUAUUGGGUUCAAGGAAAAGCUGCACAGAAGAAGGAAAUCACAUGGAUGGGUUGCACACAGAAUGACUAAGCAUUUCAACAUGUGGGGAUUGCCAUAUGUUGCUUACUAUAUAUAUGUAUAGUAUAUUGAUGUGAAUAGGCACGUUUUUGUAUUGAGGAGUAUGAUGUUUCACAUGUUAUAAAGACUGAAGAAAACAUCUCUAAUGUCAUUUCACAGCAACAAAUGAUCAGCCUGUCUGUAGCAAUAGAAGGAAGUGUAUGAAAGUAGAAAUGUGAUUGUGGCAGUAUUUUUUUGUUUUUUUAAGGCAUUAUUUUUAGUGAUUCAGAAAUCAAAAUAUAUAUAUAUCUACUAGUUUUGUUACGUGCGUUGCGCGAUUAAAAAACGC